Messenger RNA from Linum trigynum, 750 nucleotides. NCBI's taxonomy places the organism in Eukaryota, Viridiplantae, Streptophyta, Magnoliopsida, Malpighiales, Linaceae. The record is from the annotation of a GenBank genome assembly.
GGUAACCGGCGGUAAACGGUAAACUGUUUACCAGCAGUAUCGGCGGCCGAGAGAAAAUAUGGGUGUGUCGGUAUACCGAAUCCGGUAUCGGUAAAUACCGACGGUAAGUCAAUAAUACCGAUACCGAACCCCAAUGGCCAAAACCAGCAAUCCCUGCUGAAAGCUUCAACCCUUCCAGCUUCCCCGACUCUCCUCCAAUGGCCGCCACCUCUCUAACUGCUCCAAAGCUCACUUUCUCUCCUACCCUCCAGUCCCUCUACAGAAACUUCACCAUCCCCAUCCCUCUAUCUUCUUCUUCUCCUUCUUUCCUCUCCCUCCGCAAAACCCUACCCUCCCACCACUCUCGCUCCUUCUCCCUCUUCCAACAACCCCGCUGUCAAUUCACCGCUCGCGCCGACUCCGACAAUGGCACCGAGUCGCCACGUCAGUACGAUUUUGACCUCUUCACCAUCGCGCCGGGAGCGGCGGUGUGCGUGCCUCGCGCUUCGCCGCCAAUUUCGGCGCCUCUGUUGCCAUCUGCGAGCUUCCCUUUGCCACCAUAUCCUCUGACACUGCUGGGGGCGUCGGCGGCACGUAAGUAAUCUCUUCUGCACAAAAUGACAUAAAUUGAGGAUAAUAAAUUAUCAUUUAGUUUCGUUAGGAAUCUGCGGCGGGCGUCAGCUUGCCAGUGAUUUAGUCAGGAGUCAGGACAAGAGUUAUUGUGUGAAAUUGUUGCCAAUGUGGUUCUGCCAGUAAAAGUGUCAUAAUCAA